GCGGUCCUACUAAACGUCACUAGUCCGUUAUUCAGUUUGAAGUUUUGAACUGGUUUUACCGCUUCGUGCAAAGUUACGUUCAGACCUGAUAUUUCCUUGUAAACCGUAAUAUUUUCGACGAAUAACAAAUAGUAAGCAUAACUAUAAUAACAUGUUGUGCUGGUAAUUUCAAAUUCAUCUGUUUAAUUACCACGUUUUUCUUACAAUGGCAGCUCCAGCCAAAAUGCCGGUCGAAAAUCACGAAAGUCGUAUGAAAUCUUUCAAGAAUAGAGGAAAAGAUCAAGAUGAGAUGAGAAGGAGGCGAACCGAAGUUAGUGUUGAACUACGAAAAGCUAAAAAAGAUGAUCAACUUGCGAAACGGAGAAAUAUGACUUCUGAUGACGAAGCUACAUCUCCGAUUAAAACAACCACCCGUCAACUCAGUAUUGAGGAAAUAGUUCAAAAACUGCAAAGUCAGGAUCAUCAGAAACAAUUUGAGGCUGUUCAAAGUGCGAGAAAAAUGCUUUCAAAGGAACGUAAUCCACCGAUUGAAAGCGUCAUAAACGCAGGGAUUUUGCCUCAGUUUAUAAGGCUAUUAAACGAUAGUGAAGAAGAGAUGCAAUUCGAGGCCGCAUGGGUAUUAACAAAUGUAGCAAGUGGAAAUUCGGAGCAAACAAUGGCUGUUGUUAAAGCCGGCGCUAUUGAACCAUUUGUAAAGUUGCUUACGAGUACCAAUUCAAAUGUGUGUGAGCAGGCUGUUUGGGCUUUAGGAAACAUUGCAGGAGAUGGCUCAGAAAUGAGAGAUCGUGUAUUGAAAGUUGGUGUGCUUCGCCCUUUAAUGAUGCUUAUUCGUCCUGAUACUCCAGUUUCUUUCUUAAGGAACGUUGCCUGGACAUUGAGUAAUCUCUGUAGGAAUAAAAAUCCUCAUCCCCCAGCUGACGCCGUCAAACAAAUGCUUCCUGCCUUAUUACACUUAUUGCAACACCACGACACUGAGGUUCUAAGUGAUAGCUGCUGGGCUAUAAGCUACCUAACCGACGGAUCAAAUGAUAAAAUUCAAACGGUGAUAGAAACAGGUAUUGUUUCUAGAUUAGUAGAGUUACUUAAGCAUAGUGAAGUAUCGAUUAUAACUCCCGCUCUCAGAGCAUGUGGAAAUAUAGUUACUGGAGAUGACGCACAAACACAGGUUAUAAUUGAUUCAGGAGCCCUGGACAUAUUUAGUGCUCUGCUACGCCACUCAAAACCGAACAUUCAAAAAGAAUCAGCAUGGGCCAUUUCCAAUGUCACGGCUGGAAAUGUUAACCAAAUCCAGGCAGUUAUAGAUGCAGGCCUAAUACCCCAACUUAUAGAAGUUUUGAAAGAAGGAGAUUUUAAAACACAAAAGGAGGCUGCAUGGGCAAUAACAAAUAUGACAUCGGGUGGGUCAAAUCAACAGAUUCUUUUUGCGGUUAAAUUGAACUGUGUGCCCAGUUUGUGUGGAAUUCUGAAAACAAAAGAACCGAAAAUGAUUCUGGUCAUUUUGGAAGCCCUCUAUAAUAUUUUACAGCUUGCCAGUAAAGAAAGUUGUUUGGACAUAGUAACUUUACAAAUUGAGGAAUGUGAAGGUUUAGAUUUAAUAGAAAAACUGCAGGAGCAUGAGAACGGACAGGUAUAUAAUAUGGCUCUACAAAUUAUUGAAACAUUUUUUGGAGAUGAUGCAGAGAUUCAAGAGGAAGACUUAGUUCCUGAUUCUAAAGAAAAUCACAUGCUCCAUGUUCUAUGUCGAAAUAAUGCGCGCAGAAUAGCCCACUCAUGUUUACUCCCACAAAUAAAGAUACCUGUUAGUCCGAGCACAAGUGUGGUUGGUUUCAAUGGUGUUCGUGAUUCAGCUGGCCAAAAAUAUCAUCGAGUAUAUAAAUUCCCAUAUAUCACUUACUUACGAGCUCUAUCUCGAUUGAAAAUUUUUCAAACUGGUGUAACAGUAUGUAUUCUUCCAGUCACUUGGUAUCAGCAUUCUCAAGAAAUUAUACAGAGCGAAAUGUUUUAUUAUGGUUCAGGUGUCGCAGCUUUGGCGUGUAUCAUGCUAUAUGUAAUAUCAGUGUAUCUUAGAAGGGUCAUUGGAUUGGUAGAUAUAGAUGAAACAAAAAAUUUUGCCCGUAUAUCACACUUGACUUUCUGGGGGAAUAAAAAGGAACAGAUUGUCGCAAUUAGUAAUAUUGAACCAGUAACCGAUACUAACCAGAAAGUAUAUGACAUCUUUUGCGAGAUAAAAACUUAUGACUAUAAGCAUCUUUGCUGUACACAUGAAUUUAUCAUUCUAAGUAGCUUCCGGUAUGCUGGUGGCGCCUCUAUUUCCCAAUUUGCAUUAGGUGGAGUUUGCUAUUACCUAGUACAAAGUACAAUGUCAAAUCUGACAGAUUAUUCGAAUUUGCUUCACCCAUGUGAUUUGAAAGCCCUUUGUAAAAUGUGGUUAUCAGAGGACAUAUCGGGCUUUGAUCACGGCGGUUUCGUUGUUGGUGAAGCAGAAGAAACAGGAGUGUUGAUUUGUAAAAGUGAGGGAGUUUUAGCAGGUAUACCAUUCUGCUCAGCCAUUUUUAAAGAAUUAAAUUGUGAGGUCGAGUGGCAUUUUCAAGAGGGAAGCAGGUUAGCUGGCCUUGGAGAAACAGUGGCUACCGCAACUGGACCUGUGAGAUGUUUAUUAUUAGCUGAAAGAGUUGUUUUAAAUUGCAUAAGUCGGGCCAGUGGAAUAGCCACUAAAGCUGCUAAUCUAAAAAAAUUGGCUUCUGACCAUCUCUGGCAUGGAGAAAUUGUUGGUACAAGAAAAACAACUCCUGGAUUUCGUCUGGUAGAAAAGUAUUCAUUAUUGGUUGGAGGUGCUGGGACACAUAGGUUCAAUUUAUCCGAUUUGGUAAUGUUGAAGGACAAUCAUAUUUGGACUGUCGGCUCAGUUGCGCAAGCUGUUAAAAAGGCCAAAUUGUCUGUUGGAUUCACUCGUAAAAUCGAGGUUGAAUGUCGCAGCUUGGAAGAGUCCAUUGAAGCUCUUACAGCAGGGGCCGAUGUUAUCAUGUUGGAUAAUUUAAAAGGCCAGGUUGUCUUAAAAAAUAGAGUACACGUUACAUUGAUUAAUUUUGAUAUUAUCAUUCAGGUUCUUUACGAUAUUGCUAAAGUUAUCAAAAAAAAGUUUCCACACUCAUGCCUCGAAGCCAGUGGAGGAGUCGAUGAGCAUAACUUGAAAGACUACUUUAAUCCAUAUAUUGACAUCAUUUCGGCUGGAUCGUUAACUCAUAGCUACAAUAUAAUUGAUUUUUCAUUUAAAAUAUCAAAGCUUGGUCAUGACCCUAAAAAUCCAAUAAUAGGAUAA
Messenger RNA from Dimorphilus gyrociliatus, 3319 nucleotides. The record is from the annotation of a GenBank genome assembly. NCBI's taxonomy places the organism in Eukaryota, Metazoa, Annelida, Polychaeta, Dinophilidae.